Canis lupus familiaris (dog) is the source of this 2827-nucleotide messenger RNA. Its product is annotated as G-patch domain and KOW motifs-containing protein-like. Gene Ontology annotation, molecular function: nucleic acid binding. Lineage: Eukaryota; Metazoa; Chordata; Mammalia; Carnivora; Canidae. Gene Ontology annotation, biological process: mRNA splicing, via spliceosome. Gene Ontology annotation, cellular component: spliceosomal complex. The transcript has 12 exons. The record is from RefSeq and is a predicted model, not a curated record. The coding region runs from base 389 to 1843 and encodes 484 amino acids.
CGGCGGGGCGGGACUCGGAGGCAGCUUCGCGGGGGCGGAGCCUUGGCGUCAUCCUAGAAUAUUUCUCCCGGAGGUGACCCAGGGAAGGUUAUUGCGGUAGGCGAAUGUUGCAUGGAAGGAAUGAACACACCAGGCAAGAAUGAAUUCAACUCUGCCACACCUACCUCACCGAAGAACUACAUUUCCCUUUAUGCUUGGCGUGACGCGCUCCUAUGAAGGAAAAAGAGCAAGAGUUACUUCCGAAAGCUCCUUUUUCCUCCUACGCCUGCCGAUGACGCAGUGUUUUAUGGGAAAGGUAGUUCUAGCGCUCUUCGUCUGGCCGCCUUCAAACUGAACCUAAACUAAACUUCCCGGCAAGCGGCGCACUCGCCUGGGAAAGAGGGGCAAGAUGGCGGAUGCCGAGGAGUAUCCUUUGCGGCCGGCUGGAUCCUCCGCUGCCCCAAUUUCAUUCAGCUUCAGUCGCACAACUGCCCGGAGACGGCUGGCGGACCCGGUAGACGACGCGGGUGCGGCUCCAGAGGAGAAGGAUUUCUUGAAGACCGUGGAAGGGAGGGAGCUGCAAAGUGUGAAGCCCUCAGAAAACCCCAAGGAUCUCAUCAUCCCUUUGAUCCAGAAUGGCCAUCGCAGGCAGCCACCAGCCCAAGCUCCUGGGCCAUCCACAAAUACUGAGGCCUUGAUGGAUGGAGUGCUGUCCCAGGCUGUGAAGGAGCUCAUUGAGGACUCCAAGAAGUCCCUGGAGGAGAGAGAGAAUUCGGGUGUCGACCCCACGCUUGCUAUCCCCAUGAUCCAGAAAGGAUGCAUUCCUAACGGGGAAGGGGCAGACAGCGAACCCCGGGCUGAGACAGUGCCAGAGGAAGCUGAUUACGAGGCAGUCCCCGUAGAGGCCUAUGGGCUGGCCAUGUUACGAGGCAUGGGCUGGAAGCCUGGUGAGGGCAUUGGCCGCACCUUCAAUCUAGUGGUGAAGCCCCGUCUCAACUUACUGAGGCCGAAGGGGUUAGGGCUGGGUGCCAACCUGAAUGAGGUCCAGGCCCUAGUCCCCACUGGCCCCCACCACCUGCCAAAGCCAGAUGAAGAGCAAGAGAAGGCUAAGGAAGACCAGCCUCAAGGACUGGUGCCUGGAGGAGCUGUGGUGGUUCUUUCUGGCCCUCACCGAGGCCUCUAUGGGAAGGUAGAAGGCCUCGAUCCUGACAAUGUUCGGGCCAUGGUUCGCCUGGCCGUGGGGAACCGCAUGGUUACUGUUAGUGAGUACUGCCUGCGCCCUGUCUCCCAGCAUGAGUUUGACAAGAACACCUUGGAUCUCAGCCAGAUGAACAAAACUUCCCCAGGGCAACAGAAUGGAACAGCCUCAUCAUGGAAGGCCCUCCGGGAUCAGGACCUCCCCAGCUGGCGGGAGGACUCAGAGAGGAAGCGGAAACACCUUCCCGACCGACAGGGGGAGCCCGCAGCCAAGAAUGAGAAGGCAGGUCCCCAGAGCCAGCACUGGUUGCACAGGGACCUGCGUGUGCGCUUUGUGGACAGGCAGCACAAAGGUGGCCAGUAUUACAACACCAAGAUGACCAUUGAAGAUGUCCUCAGCCCAGAUACCUGUGUGUGUCGAACAGAUGAAGGCCGGAUUCUGGAAGGCCUGAAGGAAAACAUGCUGGAGACCCUGGUCCCCAAGGUCGAAGGCAACCGGGUGAUGGUGGUGCUGGGGCCACAGGCUGGAAGGGUGGGCCGCCUACUAGGCCGGAACAGAGAACGGAGCCGAGCUCUGGUGCAGCUGCGGAGAGAGAAUCAGCUGGUGGAGCUUCACUAUGAUGCUGUCUGCCAGUACAUGGGCCCCAGUGAUUCGGAUGAAGACUGACCUGUGGCCCCACUCCCACCCCAGGCCACUGCCAGCUCUGUACAGUGUGAAAAGCCUGUCUUUGCAGAGGCGGAGCAGUAAUCCUUCCAUCUUCCACUUGCACUGUCGCCCCAGGACAGGGCAAGGGCAGGACAUGAGACAGAUGGACCAGCAGGGAGGCUCGAAACAAACCCUAGUAUUUUCCAGAAGUCAGUGUGUAAUAAAAAUCAUUUCCCAAACUUUGUAAAAUGAUGAGAUCCUUAAUGUGCACUGAGCUGAAUGGACAUGGAGCUGGGCUGGCCGAGGUGGGAGCCACUCCAGACUUCAGCCCCACUGCCCUGCAUGGGCUGGCAAGACAAGUCAAAAAUCUGCUGCUCACAAGCUCAUUCUUGGACUACCGAAGCUACGCAGUCUGUCCCUUAAGCAGAUAUUACAGAGUCCAUAAUGCUACAUGUCCGCACAGCUUUCUGAACAAGAAUCUGGUGACAGCUAUGCUUUUACCCUUUUACUCUUGGUCUAGACCAGAUAUCUAGAAAAUAUCUUGAGCCGGUGAUGAGAGUCCAGAGGAAAGAGAGGCUUCUACCCACAAAUAGGGUGUGUUUGUAACCAGUUAGUUUGGGGACACCCCUGUUUUAGCCCACAGACUGGCUUAAAAGUAAAAAAAAAAAGGUUUGUGUAUCCCAGGUAGAAUUUCUCUGAUUGCUCCAGGUAACUGGACUCUCAAAAAGGUUAUUGUCAGACAGUCCUUAAACUUUUUCCUGUUUAAUGGGCUGAGCUACAAAAUCAGCAAGAGGAGCCAGAGCUUUAGGCAUGGUUGCUUCUAAAUCAUCCCAAUCACUAAGUUGCUGAUGUAAUAAAUGGUGUCUGAGUUAGAUCUAGACCACUGGUAUAAACUUAUGACAUUGUCAGAACAUGGCACAGUGCUGGCAAAUUUUUUAAAAGUAACUGAAUUGUCAUAUUAAAAUUCUUACAACUCUUUUUCUAAUAAAAUCUUUUUUAAAAAUA